Molecule: messenger RNA, 1102 nt
Organism: Aphis gossypii (cotton aphid)
Lineage: Eukaryota; Metazoa; Arthropoda; Insecta; Hemiptera; Aphididae
Exons: 5
Coding region: 1-1023 (340 amino acids)
Source: RefSeq, a predicted model, not a curated record
AUGAGUGUUAAGCUGGCCACACAGGUAUUAAGUCAAUCUAUGGCAGAUGGAAUUAAGUUUUAUAGAGAAAGUCAAUGUGCAGGACUCGGUGGGAGUGAAGAAACAGAAGAGUUUACUAGGCUAUUUAACAACUGUUUCGAUGCAUUAAACAGAAAAUUUUCAAAAGAGGGUAUACGGGAAAAUAGCAAUGACCUAAUAGUUUUACAGAAUACUAUUAAUUUUAUUAAUGCUUGGGAACAAAAUGUGAAAAAUGGUUUGAUUUCAAAAGAUGACUUUUUGACCAGCAAUACAGCUGAUGGUUUAAGAUUAUUUUUUGGAACUGUUCGCCAAGCUUCAGGUCCUAAUGAUCAUCCUUCCACACCAACAUUCAUACAAAUAUAUAAAAUUCUCUCUGUUUAUUCUAUACUUAAACCUCCAACUACCGGAAAUUGUGAAUUGCUUAACACUGAUGUACCUAAAAUUAAUGUUUCUGAACGAUCAAAAAAAAUUAAGGUAUUAAAGGACUUACUUGAUACAUGUAUUGAGAAAGGAAACAUUGAAGUUGAUUCAGUAUUUGAUGAUCAUAAUUAUUAUAAAGCUUCCGCAGUGGAUUGUGUGGUCUAUUAUGUUUGUGGCUAUAUAACUAGGAAAUUAGCUAAACGUUAUAAGUGUGAAGAAUGUACAACAUAUUUCAAUAGUUCAACAAUAGCAUCUGCAAAUCCUGUAGCUGCACUAACAAAUAUAAAAUCCAAAGGCUGGUUAUUACAUCCUAACCAUAAUUUAUUUGAAUUUAUUAGGUACAUAGAAGAUUUAUUUACCCAGUAUUGUAAAUAUGCUGAUGUUUUUGAAUUAACUGUCAACCACAUAACUGAAAAUAAUAAACAGUUUUUGUUUCCAUGCUCCCUGCAUAAAACCGAUGUAAUGUCUGAUAUAAUAACAUAUUACAUUACAAUGCGCAUGCGGCAGUAUUCAGUAUUUCAAAAUAGAGAGCAAAACAAAUUAAGUUCAAAAAAAAAAAAAUUGUCAAAACUAGUCAACACUUAAUUGUAAUUUUAUUACUAAGUAAUAUUUUUAGUUUAAAUAUAUAAUAAAUAAAUAUAGUAUGAUAAAUAUUUUAAAUAAU